GGCGAGAGAGAGAGGGGGAGAGAGAGAGAAUGAGAGGUAUAGCUGGUGAAAGAUGCACACACACAGUCUGUGCUGAGAGGACAGCACCUCAUCUCUGGAGAGUGAGAUAGUGACGAUGCACAUUCAGUCCAAGCUGCUGUGAUAUGACGGGUCCACGUCUGAGGUUUAGCCAUGUCUGACUUCAGGUCCAGGGUACGCUGUCGGAGAGCCGGCGUCCGUGCUGCCGCCGCUCUCAUCGGACUCCUGCACCGCUCACGCAAGCGUUGUGAGAGACGGAGAUUGACGGAGACCGAUGGCCAGUGGAAACAGGAGUGUCUGACCAUCUCCAAUGUGCCCCUGGCAGACUGCCCUCCCUCUCCUCCAAGAACUGCCCCUCCCACCAUGAAGUCUACUCAGUUCUUUGAUGCUCUGGACAAGAUGGAGCAGGUUUCUGAGGUGGAGGAGUUGAGGUCAAGCCCACAAAGAGUGAAGGAUGACUACAUUCCAUACCCACGGAUAGAGGAGGUUUUACAGCGGGGUGAACCGUACCCUCAGGUCAUUAUGCCUCAGUUUGGAGGUUACUGGAUAGAAGAUCCCGAGGUCCCUGCCUCCAUUCCACACUGGGAGAAUGGUUACUGUGAUGAGGAAGAUGGAGAGGGAGGGAAUUCAGGAGAGUUUGGGUACAGACUGGAGAGUAACUUUGCCAUUCGUGCGUACCGCAAGCAUUUUCUGGGCAUGGAACAUCUGAACUUCUACUGCACAGCCAGUAACCAUGGCAACCUGGUUCUGUCCCUCAGACACGAAGAGGUGAAGGAGCAGGAGCACCUGCACAUCAUCCUCAGGACUCCAUCGAAGACAAUCUAUGACAGGAUCUCUUUAGCGGGCUUAACUGAGCUCCCCAGUGUCCCUCAGUUAGCCAAGCUGCUAUGCGAAGACAUUAUGUGUCUGAGAUUUAGUCCUGUGCUUUACCCGAAGGGUUCUCAGUUAAUAGUGAACUAUGAUGAGCAUGAGUUAAACAACACUUAUAAGUUUGGCGUCAUCUACCAGAAGUUCGGGCAGACCUCAGAGGAGGAGUUGUUUGGGAACAGUGAGGAGACACCAGCCUUCACAGAGUUCCUCCGAGUGCUGGGAGACUGUGUAGAGCUGCAGGACUUUAAAGGGUUUCGAGGUGGUUUGGAUGUGUCUCACGGUCAGACGGGGUCUCAGUCUGUUUACACUGUGUUUAGGGGGCAGGAACUCAUGUUUCACAUCUCCACUAAACUGCCCUAUACAGAAGGAGACACACAACAGCUCCAGAGAAAGAGGCACAUAGGGAAUGACAUCGUAGCUGCAGUUUUUCAAGAGGACACCACACCUUUCGUGGCUGACAUGAUUGCCUCCAAUUUCCUCCACGCCUACAUCCUUGUGCAGGUGGAGAACCCUGGCACAGAUGACACCACUUACAAGGUAUCUGUCACAGCGCGUGAAGAUGUGCCACAGUUCGGCCCUCCUCUCCCCAAUCCACCUGUCUUCAAAAAGGGUCCAGAAUUCAGAGAGUUUCUGCUGACUAAGCUGAUCAAUGCAGAGCUGGCGUGCUACAGAUCAAUCCGAUUUGCCAAGCUUGAGGAGAGAACACGGAUGGAACUGCUAGAUAACCUUCAUAAUGAGCUACACAAGCACACACAUUCGAUGCUGGGACAACCUCUCAGUGCAGAUGAAGAGAGGAUGGAGAACGGAGGACAUGGAGGAAUACUGGAGUCCAUCAAGCGAGCAAUGCGUGUGCGCAGUCACUCUAUGGAGACAAUGGUGGGCUCUCAGAAACAUGGGCGUCACUCUGCUGCGGGAGGUGGCGUGCCCACCAGCCUAAGUGGGGUCACCCUAACCCACAGUAACACUGAAGCUGCUAAGAAUUCGUCUCCAGUGACAUCGAGCGCUAAAUCUCCUCUUAAGAGUCCAGUGAAGAGACGGUCAGGGCUGUUUCCACGACUGCACACCAGCAUGGAUGGACAGCCAGAGCGCUACACACGGGUCCUGUGUGAUCAGAGAAGUCUGGAUAGCGGUCAUCUCUCACAGGAAGUGCAAUCCAAUCCAAGCUCUCCAGAGAUUGUGAGCAAUGAGAGGUCUUCUCUUAAACUGAAGGAGGGCGGUGGUAGGCCAGAUAUAUCUCGUUCCUCCUCCAGCACCAGCAGCUUCAGCAGUGCUGCAGGAGACCCAGAGCCACUGGAGGAGAAGGAACCUAACAGCCUCCAGAUAUCUCCCAGCCUUUCACCUGUAUUUGGCUCUCUGAGCACUGAGGGUCAGACUGCAGGAACUCCAGUGAUCAUGUGCCGCAGUCCAACAGAUUUCAGGAAUAAGAUGUCACCCAGAUCCAAUCUGAAGUUCCGCUUCGACAGGUUGAGUCAAUCAGCUGCUGGACAUUAACAGAGUGAACAUCAAAGACCAGAAUCAUUGUGAGCACAGUAUGUUACUUCCGGAAGGGGCGUUGCGUUUAUUUAGUAUCUGUCAUGAUCAGAAGUUAUUAUGACUUGCGUUAUAUUCCUGUAGUAAAUAUUUAUUAUUUGGGUAUAUACUAACAACUGACACUGUCCAAUUAAACAGAAAACCAAUGGAUCAGCACAGAAGGUCAGACAUCGUUGGCACUGAGAGAAGGCAAAUUAAAGAUUAGAGAAUUAAAGAUGGACACAUCGCACAAACCUGUGCUCCCAAUCCAACCAUCACAUGAGAAAGCACAUGAGUAUAAGCACACAGUUAGCAUCUUUCCUCCGUGCUUAGAGCUCAGUAAAUGUUCAGCUGGUACUGAUUUGACAUAUUUAUUGAUCUUGCACAUUUUGUGAAAGUCUUGCACUGUAAAAAGAAACAAAUAUUACAGUAUCUUUCCAUUUACAUGGCUUAACAGUUGUCCUCUCGCUGUUGUCCAGAUGUUUUUUAGACUCAUAUAAUGCACAGACUGGCCAUACUAUGGCAAAAAUUGACCACAGCUGAGAUUUGUUAUACAUGUUCAAUAACAAAUGAAUCUAAAAUGCACUGAAUAAUAAACGUAAGCACAUUACCUUUCUUUACAACAAACAUGUGCUAUCCUGAAGUUGGACAGCCCUUGGAUUCCAGCCACUAAUGUGACCCCUGAAACAAAGAGUUGUUCAUAUCAUUUGAAUUAGUAAAAACCUCUGAACUCUGGUUGCACUGGGUAAUUAAUGUGUAUGUAAAUAUUAGAACAUCAUCUACCACUCUUAACUGUAUAUAUGUAUUGUGUAUAUUCAUACAAAUAACAUUGAAAGGAUCAACUUGAACAAUUUUUAUUGUCACAAACAGCUCAAAUGUGAACAUCUGUCAUUCUGUUCUUCAGUAAAAGUAUUUUAGUCUCAAUUGCUUAAGCAAACGAGUUGUGUUUAUUAUUUAUCUUUGAUUGUACUGCUACACGUGUAAAAGUUUCUGUAUGGCAAUGUUGAUUUUGUUAAAUAAAAUAUUGUAUUUUG
This is a messenger RNA of Triplophysa rosa, 3431 nucleotides long. RefSeq names its product RAP1 GTPase activating protein 2b (gene rap1gap2b). Bases 172 to 2379 code for a protein of 735 amino acids. The record is from RefSeq and is a predicted model, not a curated record. The transcript has 23 exons. Gene Ontology annotation, biological process: activation of GTPase activity; regulation of small GTPase mediated signal transduction. Gene Ontology annotation, molecular function: GTPase activator activity. Lineage: Eukaryota; Metazoa; Chordata; Actinopteri; Cypriniformes; Nemacheilidae. Gene Ontology annotation, cellular component: cytoplasm; plasma membrane.